CCUCCCGCAGCCGCGAUGCCCGGAUCUGAGGGGAGCAAAGGGAGGAGUAAAGUACGUCUGAACGCAAAUUGCGGGUUGGGCCCCGGCGGAGGAAGAGGCGGUGUCACGUAGCUUCUCUCCCCCCGCCUUUCCCCGGCUGACAAACUUGCCAAAGCCCGGAAGCUCCAGAAGGAAACAAAGUUUCCCAACAGAAAACAGGAGGGUGGGGAAAAAAAAAAAAAAAAGCCUCCAGCGCCCAGCGCAGCCGGCGGACUCCGGAGAAAGGGACGAUCGCGAGGCGGGGAUGGGCGACUGAAAGGGAGAAGCGGCGCCGAGGAGGAAGAGGGGAGAGGGGGGGGGUGUCGAGGCAACUCGGCCACCCACCCACCUACCCACCCGGCCCGGGGAAGACCCUUGGAAGACCGGCCUCCUUCUCUCCAAUCCGGUGGGCGAUGGGCGCCCGGCAGCCCCUCCGGGCCGAAAGGAGGGCUCCCCCCUGCCUCGUUCUGGUGGGGCUCCUGCUGGGUGUCAUUCAGGCUGCGGAAAGUAAUCCCUCACGUACGGCCGUUUGUCCAGGUUAUCCCGAUGUCCGGAGAGAACCGCAAGGCCAAAUCUGUAGCCCUUCGGGCCGCGUGAUGACUUCCAGCAGCUGUUCCUGGGUGAUCGUGGGUGGCCCAGAUGAUAUCAUCUACAUUGGGUUCCAGCACUUCUUCCUUUCCUGCGGGUCGGAAAUGCUGAUCAUCCGUGCGCCCAAUCAGCCGUCCCGGAAAUUGUGCGGUUACACAACGCCGGAAUCGAUUCGCGUAAAGGGAGGCAACGUGACCCUGACUUACAGUUGGAAAUUCUGGGCAAGGAAUAGAUUUCAGCUCAAAUACGAAAGAGAACCUAAAACACAGCCUGUUGUGUCAUGCAACCGCACCUUGGACGACUUCUACGGGGUGAUUUAUUCCCCGGCCUUCAGCUCGGACUCGCACCUGGGAGCUGCACAUUGCCAGUGGGUCCUGGAUGCCCACGAUAGCCGUCCCCUCACCCUUCGCUUCACGGUCCUUAACUUAGAUAUCGGGGACUCUCUCCGGGUGUAUGAUGGUGUGCCUGGCGACCCACUCCUCCCUCACCUGCUGCGUAACUUGGAUUACACCAGCAACAACAAGAUUGUGUCGGUAGAUUCCCCAUCUAGCCGGGCAUGGGUGGUCUACCAGGCGGUGCCGGGAACAGAAGGACGGGGAUUCAAUGCCACGUACCACGUGCAAGGAUUUUGUGUGCCGUGGGACUUCCCCUGCGGAGGAGACAGCGGCGAGGGCGCCAUGUGUUACAGCACCGUUGAGCGGUGCGACGGUAAUUGGGAUUGUGCCAAUGGCGCCGAUGAGGAUGGUUGCCAUGGCUGCCCACCGGGGCAGUAUCCCUGUGGAGGACGAGGCAUCGGAGGCGCCAUCUGCUACAGUGCCACCGACCGUUGCAACUACCAAACGUUUUGUGCGGAUGCCGCUGACGAACGCCGUUGUUACUCCUGCCAGCCCGGGAACUUCCGGUGCAGAGACGGCCGCUGUAUCUACGAGAGCUGGGUGUGUGACGGGCAGGCAGACUGCGUUGAUACUUCAGACGAGGCGGACUGCUCCUACAUCCUGCCCCGCAAGGUGGUGACGGCGGCCGUCAUUGGCAGCCUGGUAUGCGGUCUCCUUCUGGUCAUCGCGCUGGGCUGCACAUGCCGUCUGUAUGCGCUCCGGAGCCAUGAUUUUGGGUGA
This is a messenger RNA of Pantherophis guttatus, 1721 nucleotides long. The record is from RefSeq and is a predicted model, not a curated record. NCBI's taxonomy places the organism in Eukaryota, Metazoa, Chordata, Lepidosauria, Squamata, Colubridae.